AGAAAACCUCACAAAAAAGUCGAACUUAUUUUCGUGUGGCUAGUUGGUUGGUCGAGUACACGUUUUUUUCUUUGGUGCAUAGCAAAAAUCAAAUUAAAUUGUGUGAAAAAUUAAUCUUUUUUUAUUCACUGAUCAACUUGUUUAAAAAAAAGAAAAAUCUCAGUGUUCAUCGACUAAUCAAUAAAACAAAACAACAAAUAAAAUAACGAAAUAUAAGAAAAUAUCCAACAAGUUUUCUCAUCGGCAAAAAGAAUAUUUGAAAGCUGAAAAAAAUUCCAAUAAAAAUUAGAAGAAAAUGGAACAAAUUAUCGCUAAUCUUCUAGUAGCAGACAACGAUGUUAUACAAAAGGCAACGGCUGAUUUGCAGGAAGCCUACAAGCAUCCCGAAACUAUUCCAGCACUAUGCCAGAUCGUAGUGUCAUCGAAGGAACCUCAAAUCCGUCAAUAUUCGGCGGUUUUGUUGAAGAAGCGUUUGGGAAAACUGCGCAAUUGGCAAAUGAUCCCACCUGAGCAACAAUUAGUGAUCAAACAAGGAAUGCUUAAUGCACUUAUGCAAGAGCAAGAAAAAUCUGUUCGCAAUGCCAUUGCCCAGUUUAUUGGUGUCUUGAUUCGCCAUGAAGCCGAUAAGAAGGGAUCAUGGAUUCAAGAGGUCUUGCAAUUUGUCUACAGCCAUUGCAGUUCAGCUGAUCCAAAGCAAAGUGAAUUGGGUUCAUCGAUCUUUGCUACAUUAACUGAUGUAGCACCUGAACAAUUUGUUGCACAUAUGGAAUCUAUUUGUGAAAUGUUUACUGCUGCUUUGGUUGCAACCGAAGCCAGUGGAAAUAUGGCCACUCAAGUUAUCUACAAUAUUCUCAUGGGUAUGACUUAUUUGGUGCCAUUCAUUUUGGGACACAACACUGCUGAAUUGACCUACCAGAAAUCGAUUCCUCUGGUUAUUAAGUCUCUUCAAGCUUUUGCCGUCCAGGACUCUGAAAAGUUCGUCCAAGCUUUUGAUAUUUUGGAAAGCAUGGCUGACUAUACUCCAAAAUUAUUAACAUCAAACAUUCGAUUGUUGUUGGAUUUUUGCUUGGAGGCUUCCAAUAAUACUCAGUUGGAUAGCUCAGUGCGUGUAAAAACUGUAGCAUACAUUGGUUGGUUGGUGCGCUUGAAGAAGAAGGUUAUUGUCAAGCAGAAGCUUGUUGAACCCAUCAUUCAAGUUGUUUUCAACUUAAUGGCCACUGAACCAGAAUCGGCUGAUGAUGAUGAGGAAUACUUCCUUGGUGAAGACAAUUCCAAUCCAAUGACAACUGCAACUCAAACAAUGGAUCUGCUGGCAUUGCAUGUUCCCCCAGAGAAACUUAUUCCACCACUAUUGCAGCUUUUGGAGCCAGCCCUACAAGGUAACGAUCCGUUGCCACGUAAGGCUGCCUUCCUAAGCAUGGCUGUCAUUGCCGAAGGCUGCUCUGAAGCCAUUUGCAACAAAUACUUGGAAACUAUGUUGAAUAUUGUGAAAGUUGGCAUCACUGACUUGAAUCCAAUUGUUCGUAAUGCUGCCUUCUUUGCAUUGGGUCAGUUCUCUGAACAUUUGCAACCCGAUAUCACAAAAUUCGCUCCUGAAAUUUUACCAAUUCUAUUUGAAUUUUUACAACAAUUGUGCAAUGAAUUGAGGAGUGGCGGUACCGAACCCAAACACAUUGAUCGUAUGUUCUACGCAUUGGAAACUUUCUGUGAGAAUCUUGAAGAUGCUUUAGUUCCCCAUUUGCCUUUGUUGAUGGACAGACUCUUCCAAGCUUUGGACCCCAACAACUCUGUUCGUUUGCGUGAAUUGGCUUUGAGUGCUGUUUCUGCUGCCGCAAAUGCAGCCAAGGAAAACAUGCUGCCAUUCUUCAAUCAACUCAUUCAAACCCUUCAAAUGUACUUGGUUAAGACAGACAAUGAAGAUAUCAUCUCGCUGAGACCCCAAGCCAUCGACACUUUGGCCGCCAUUGCAAGAACAAUUGGCAAAGAAAACUUCAUGCCCUUGGCCACUGACACCAUGAACUUUGCCCUCAAUUUACUCGCCGAAGCUGAUGAUCCAGAUGUUCGUCGUGCAUUGUACAAUCUAAUUGCCUCUCUGGCUGAGGUCGUCCACGAAGAAAUGGGUGCUGUCUAUCCAAAGAUCAUGGAAAGAAUCUACGAAUCGAUCUUGUCCACCGAAGAAGUUAUUCCCAACUUCAAGGAUGACGAUUUGCCAGUUCCAGCUGUUGAGAACGACGAGAAUGAAGAAAUCGACAUUGAAUUGUCCGAAGGAGAGGAUGAUGAUCUUGACAACAUUGCCGGAUACAGUGUUGAGAAUUCCUAUUUGGACGAAAAGGAAGAGGCCAUUUUGGCUUUGAAGGAGUUCGCUUUGCACAGUGGUGCUGCUUUCAUUCCAUAUCUCGAACAAUCCUAUCAAAAUGUCUACAAAAUGAUUGAUCACCCACAAGAAGAUAUCCGUAAAGUAUCCAUCGAUGCGUUGGUCACUUUCAUUUUGGCCCUGUACAAACAAAAGGAUGUUCAGGGUGUUUCAAAUGCAGUUGUGAUUUUGAUCCCAAAAUUGGGACAAAUCAUUCGCGAUGAUGAAGAAGUUUCAGUUGUUAUGGCUGCUGUUGAGGGCUAUGGUGAUUUGUUGAAGGAUUUGAAACAAUUGGCUAUUCCCAAUGACGAUCUUCGGGAUACCAUUUUUGCAUGCAUCAAUGAUGUCCUAUUGGGCAAGGUAGCAUGUCAAUUUGAUGAUCCCACUGGUGCUGGUGGUGAUGAUGAAAAUGAGGAAAGUGAAUACGAUGAGGCUAUUGUCGAAUCGGCUGGAAAUAUCAUCCCAUUGUUUGGCAAGGCUAUGCGUCCUGAACAAUUUGCCAUGUUUUUUGGCAGAGUUUGUCCAAUUAUUUUACAAAAAUUGGAAAAGGCAAAGAAGAACGAAGAUUUGGAAUCCCAACGUUGUUUCGCUUAUGGUUGCAUUGCUGAAUGUUUUGCUCCUCUGCAAACAUGCUCAGCAACAUACUUUGAUACAUUGUUGCCCGUUCUGCUCGAUGGUUUGUCUGACGAGUUCGAUCAAGCUAGACAAAAUGCAGUCUUUGGUAUUGGAGAGCUGGUGCUCUACUCUGAGGCUAAAUCCUAUGAAUCAUUUCCUCAAAUUCUCACAGCUCUUUCCCAAUCUGUGGCUAAAGAAUCCAAACCAGGUGCUUUGGACAACAUUUGCGGUGCCAUUGCCCGCCUUAUCAUGACCAAUUGCAGUUUGAUUCCAUUGCAACAAGUGCUGCCAGUCUUCCUUCAAAAUCUUCCACUCAAAGAAGACUUUGACGAGAAUGCCGCCAUCUUCAAGUGCUUCAAGUUGCUCUACAUCCAGAGCCGUGAUGCUAUUGUCACCUUCCUUGAACAGAUUCUCGCAAUCGCUAUCCAUGUUCUCUACAAGAAGGAAUUUGUCGACGAUGAGACAUGUGAGAAUGCCUUGGGCAUGAUUAAAGAAGUUCGCGAAAACUAUCCAGAUAAAUUUGCUGCCGUAGCAAAUACGAAUGCUGAAAUUGCUGCAUUCCUUCAAACGAUAUAAGGCGAGUUACAACUAAAAAAAAAGAGAUCGUUUCUUUUUCAAAAGUUUACUUGUUUGAUACUUAUUUAAAAAAAAAAGAGAGGCACGAAUUAAUUUCUAAACGGGAAGAGAAGGGUAUUCAUUAGGUUACUCUUUAAGCCCGAUUUAUAAGUACAUACAUAUAUAUCAAGAAAAGUCGCUCUCUUUUCUCGAAGCUCUCACAUUUUUAUUAAACUUAAAUUAUUAAUAUUAUCAUUAUUUUUUUUUUUGUAAAGACUGCAUUUUUUGUAUAUGAUAAAAAGCGAGAUCAUAUACGUCCAUAAAAAUUAAAAAAAAAACUACUUGUUUUCUACAACGCGCAUUAUAAGACUUGCAGAAUUUUUCUCUGCACAUUUUAAGAGAUUCUCCCCAUAGCACGAGAGGGUCACAUAAAUGAAUACAAAAUAAUAAUAAUAAUAGAAAAAACUAAAUUAUUUAACAACGGACACACUUUGUUAAAAACUAUUUAACAUCAUUUUUCUCGUAUUUUUUUUUUUAUUAUAAAUAUAAUAUUAAAUAAUUUGAGAUAGGCAUUUAUUGACUAGUUGAACUAGGAAAUUGUGCUUUUCUCUCCCUUCUGGUGAUCAUCAGUGAGAUCAGAAGAUUGUACAUUCUAUAGGCUGUGAUGUGUGUCCUACUUGUUAAGUAUUCUUUUUAUUGUUUUUUUCCUAAUUCACAGAAAAGAAAAAAACAAAUCGAAAAAAAAAAAUAAAAA
Messenger RNA from Episyrphus balteatus (marmalade hoverfly), 4277 nucleotides. Its product is annotated as importin-4-like. Lineage: Eukaryota; Metazoa; Arthropoda; Insecta; Diptera; Syrphidae. The record is from RefSeq and is a predicted model, not a curated record. The coding region runs from base 296 to 3544 and encodes 1082 amino acids. Gene Ontology annotation, biological process: protein import into nucleus. Gene Ontology annotation, molecular function: small GTPase binding; nuclear import signal receptor activity. The transcript has 9 exons. Gene Ontology annotation, cellular component: nucleus; cytoplasm.